Messenger RNA from Perca flavescens (yellow perch), 3944 nucleotides. RefSeq names its product phospholipid phosphatase 2b (gene plpp2b). Gene Ontology annotation, molecular function: phosphatidate phosphatase activity. Lineage: Eukaryota; Metazoa; Chordata; Actinopteri; Perciformes; Percidae. Gene Ontology annotation, cellular component: plasma membrane. Gene Ontology annotation, biological process: phospholipid metabolic process; phospholipid dephosphorylation; signal transduction. The transcript is spliced from 6 exons. The record is from RefSeq and is a predicted model, not a curated record. Bases 607 to 1494 code for a protein of 295 amino acids.
AGAUUUACUGCUGUUCUGAUCCAUAAAGUGUUACUGAAAAGACAUUAAAAAAAGUUGGCUUGCAAGGCAGGGAGAGAAAAGCUUAGCAAAAAACCUCAGAUAGAUUUUCUCACUUGCUCUUUGCACGGGGAUCAGAUAGCCAGAGAGGAGCCAGACGAGGAAGUAAGGAGGAGGGACCAGUGCGGUGGUGUGUGUGCGUGCGUGUGUGUGUGCGUGUGUGUGUGCGUGUGCGGACGAAAGCGUUUAUUCUAGCUCCUCCGGACGCCUCCAGCGCUGUGAAAUCGGAGGAACUCUCCAGUUCUGCUGUUGUACCCAAAGCAGUAGGUCUAAUGCGCUCAACAGGACGCAACACUACAGCGCUGCUUCGUAUCUGCUCAGUUUUUUAACACGCUGUCGUUUAAAAAAAAGAAAGAAAGUUGCACACCUUUGCUGUCAAAUGGUAGCAGCACAGGUAGGGAAGAGGAUCCCGGAAGAACCCGUAGUGCAGGUUGCCAGAUUGUUUGCAUAGGCUUUUAUUCCAAAGUUAGCGAGCGUCGAUGGACUUGUUUGCCUCAUUACAAAAAGUAGGCUAGUUAUUCUCUCUUCAAGUUAUUGAUUUGAACGCGAAUGAGCGAAAAUAAGAAGAUGAAGGAGCUGAGGAAGAAAAAGCUGUUCGUGGUGGUGGACGUGCUGUGCGUUGCAGUUGCGGCGCUGCCCUUCAUCAUAAUGUCCAUUGUGUUCAAGCCAUAUCAGAGAGGGGUUUACUGUGAUGACGAGAGCAUCAUGUACCCCCUAAAACCAGACACCAUCACCCAUGGCAUGCUGGCGGCUGUCACCAUCUCCUGCACUGUCAUCAUUAUCUCCACUGGAGAGGCUUAUCUGGUCUACAGCAAGAGGGUUUACUCAAAUUCUGACUUCAACCAGUAUGUAGCUGCACUCUACAAGGUGGUGGGCACCUUCUUGUUUGGUGCAUGUGUUAGCCAGUCGCUCACCGACCUUGCCAAGUUCACCAUUGGCCGCCCGAGACCGAACUUCAUGGCCGUAUGUGUCCCUAAGGUCUGCACGGGAUACAUGCAGGUGAUCAACUGCACAGGCAAGCCUCAGGACGUCACUGAGUCCAGAUUGUCCUUCUACUCGGGUCACUCGUCUUUUGGAAUGUACUGCAUGCUCUUCCUCGCGCUUUACGUGCAGGCGAGACUGGUGGCUAAGUGGGCCAGACUUCUCCGGCCCACCAUCCAGUUCUUCCUGGUGGCCUUUGCGGUGUAUGUGGGUUACACCCGAGUCUCUGAUUACAAGCACCACUGGAGCGACGUGCUGGUGGGGCUGCUGCAGGGAGCGCUUGUUGCUGUACUCAAUGUGCGCUUUGUGUCAGACUUCUUUAAGAAGCGUCCUCCUCGUUGCACAAAUCCAGACACAGCUGAUAGCGAAGAACCAGAGAGGAAACCCAGCCUGCAGAUUGUAGACUCCGAGCACAGCAACCAUUUCAACUAUCACCACAAUCCAGGCCCUGUGUGAUAGGGGCUGACGCUAGGGAACAGAGGCUGCAGCCUGCAGACCCAAAACCUGUGUGAUAGGGUCCAACUCUGGGGCUUCAACCUUGAUUGUGCAGUCAACAGCGUUUAGUUCAGGGAAUUACCUGGGUCUUGACUCUAUUAGCUGCCCGCUGCAGACUCCUGAUGCUACGUGAGGAGUCCUAUGAGUGUGAGAUGUUAAAUUUUAAAGUGUCUACAUGAAUUCUGCAGCCAGCCCUUUGUAUGCCUUUGUGAAAGAAGUAAAAGGUAGAGAUCAGGUCUACAGCUUGCAGCCUCCAAGCCCCAUGCUCCCUGCCUCUGUGUCAACCACUCACACCCCACCUACUCCCCAACCACUGGACUGACUGAGGGGGCUGCAUCCCAUCGCCAGGUGCCUGAGCCCCCUCUCAAAGACACCAUGAUGAUCUCCUAUCUCCCGUAAGAGAGAGAGAGAGGAGCAUGUUGUUUUUAAGACAUCAUUGUUGAUGUUGAAGUGUAUGUGCUUAAAGCUGCAUUAAGUGAAAGACUCCAAACCCACAGCAACAAAGCUAUAAUAUACUAAUGCCUUCUUAAGUGCCUGUGGCUUAUGUUUUAGCAGAUGUGAACAGCAGAAAUGCAGGAACAUGGGCAUCCCAAUUAGAGUCCUAUCCUUCCAACUGACAAAUGUAAGUCUGAUAUCCACUCACUUUUAUGCCACCACUUCCUGAGAAAAAGAUGGAUAUGUUUGGCUUGAUACAUGCUCAAAUUACUUUACUUAUCACUUGUUCAUUAGGUGCAAUAAACAUGUGUUUCUCAGGCCAUGUUUGAAGGAAACCGCUGCCCACAGAUUUAUAUAAUGGAUUAGUGAGACUAGUUUCACUUAUAUGGAUUGAUGAACUAAAACAGCCUGAAAACUGCAGAGAUGUGGGACAGGAAAAUCUGGAUGUUGAUUCUCAGUGGGAUUCGUAGUACUAUAGCAACUAUUUUACUUACCAGGAGUUCUUUGAUUUUAUGUUAAUAUCAAAUAUAUCGCUUAAUGUAGCUUUAACAAUUUUUUUACGUUUUUGAUUUCUGUAUGUAAGGAGCCAAAUGUGUAGGCAGCGAUGAAAGAAAUGCAAGAAUGAGAGGAUGAAAGAAAUGUAAGAAUGAGAGGAAGAAAGACAAGAAUGUUUAUAAAUGUAGGGAAAGGCACAGUUUGUUGUAAGUGCACCUUAAAGAAGAGGCUCCACACUAGAAGAGCAUUGAAAAUCAAAUAAAUUAUUUUAACGGCAAGUCCACAGCAGAUGAGCUCAUUUUCUCCAUGUAUCCUGCCAUCCUGUUGGCAAAAAGGCUCACAAAUGAAUGUCAGCUGCAGGCCACCGCAAAGCUGCUUUGAAAGGCGAUCUGUAUCGAACAUCUUAGGUCAGAUGUAAUUCUAUGAUCAGACAUUAGUUGACGAUACGUUUCUGCCAGCUCCCCUAACAAACAGGUCUGGUUAUCUACUCCGACAACCCUUUUAAAAGUGAAUAUACAUGCUUGUUGACUCGCACUACAUUGAUCAACUCUGCUUCACUAGUAUGAGUGGAUUUCUACUCCCAGAAAUUAUUCUUAGUAUCAUUGCUCAAGUGUGUCCAGAUAAGUGCCUGACUUGUCGCAUCAUUUCUUCAGUGCCAAUUAGUCUGAAUCUGAACUAAGGAGAGGAGAUCAUAUACUGAGUCUUAAGGCCCUGGCACACCAAGGAGAUCGUCAAUCCAAGUUGGGCCGACGGUGAGUGUCAGUCUCCCCUAGUUUUUGCAUUGUGUCAUGCACCGUGGCCACGAGUCGGCCUUCGUCUGCCUUUUUUUGUCCAAUCAGCGCUCAUUUCAGCGUUGGCGCAAGAAAUUAAUCUGGUUGGCUAUUCAGCUCAAGUGAAUUAGUACACGAGAAGAAAAAAUUUAGUGAGGAAAGCAAACAAAUGACUGUGAGCGCACACAGAAGGCUCUUCUAAUUUUUCAUCUUCAUCUCAUUUGAUCAAUCCAAUACACAUAGAGCUGUCAAAACUGGCCAAAAAUGAUGUUUGAAUGUUCCUUUUUUUUUUUAAACGCCAUAAGAUGGCGGUUUCUCUUUUUUUAAUGACGAAUAGAUUACCGCCACCUGCUGGCCGCCACCUGCUGGCCGUCUGCCUGGUGUGUCAGGGCCUUAAAAGUUAAGGGCAGAUUUUAUGUCCACACUGAGUCAGAUUCACCUUUAACAGUGGUGAUGCUUUUCUAAAAAUGUAUACAUUUAAUUGUGGAGCUUGUGAAUGAAAUGUUUCCCCUGUGUGAAAUGGACUGCAGAGGUCAAAACCAUUGAUAGCAGAUAGCUUUCAUUUCUGUUGGACUUAUGUGCUAUACCACUACCUUAUUGCCAAUCAAAUAUUAAGCCCUUAAUUAUUUGCCCUCUCUUGUCUUCUUUUUUUCUGUUUUAUUGUUUUUUUAUUUCUCAAAUAAUAAUAAUUAAAGAAGGAUGAGACAACCA